AUGUGGCAUUAGGGUCGGGUGGGGCCAUACAUAUCUGGAUAUUGAAUAUGUACAUUUUCACAUUUGAAGCAAAGCGUUGGCGUAAAAUCGGUGAUGUACUUUAUGCACCUCCCCUUGACACAAAAACUGCGAAUGGAAAGUUUUGCAUCGCACUCGUUUCAUUUCUACUGCGUAGUAAGCGAUGUGAUCUGCAAUUGCAACUCAUCCUCAGUUUUGCAAGCCUUUAAUUAUUUUUUUGCUCAUUACUGCACUUUUAACUUCUGUCCGUAAAUUUGGCAAGAACUUUGAUAUUUAAUUGUGUUUCAAGUUUUGUUGAUUAAUAUUUCCAACGUCAGAGAGCUAAGCUACGCUCUUAAUAAGGCAUAACUGAUUUUACCCACUACCAGGAUGGAAAUAAUGCUACAUAAACUCGUAUUGAUCAUACUCAUCCAAUCCCGCAUAAUGUCGGCCUCUUUUCAUCAUCAUGGUGAAGAAGGAUGUCCUACUGAUGGCACAAUUUUAUUUAACAAAGUUAAGACCACCAAUAAUCAUGUUGAUGUUCUCAAUAGCAUUGCAAACCUACUUUAUCGGAAAACGACUUCAUUCACUUCGGGGGAAUACAACAUUGCAUCUUUUAUUUCUGCCGUGAACGAAAAAAACUUCGGUGGCAUAAAGUUCUCCAUCCAUUCAUGGGAGAACAACAGAAUUUGGAUUUCAUUUAUUGACCCUACCAAGGAAUAUACUUUCUCUUUAUCGCAGAACUUGUGCAAAACUUUAGGGUACACACGUUGUAUCUUCCCUGGUAGUGGGAAUUACCCGUCAGAAAUGUCCCAAAUUGAUGUAGGUCGACCACCACAUAAUGAAUUAUGGACGUUAUUUUUUCAUAAAUGGACUACAAAGAAAAUUGUCACUACAGUAAAUUCAACUCUGGAGAAGUCAAUUGAAUGUCUCUCAAAUCAGACUGAUGGUGCAGUAAAAGUGCUUCUGUCAUGUGACGGAACUAAAUUUACAAUCCAUAAGUCCAACUCAAGUUUGUAUUUACAAUUCACUGAAGACUUCAAUCUCCAAUUUGGUUUGGAUCCGGUAUUAAUUGGCUCCACAUUGACAAUUCUUGACAAAAAUUCCACAUCGGCACACCCCUUUACUCUCAAAGACGAAUGGAAUAAAUGCAGCAAAAAUCUUACCAUUGUUUCCUUGACUAGUUCAUCUGAAACAUUUAUGAAAGGAGACGCAAUUUCUCUCCUCGGUUUAAUUCAAAGUAUAAACCGCCGUUUUAUUAAAUCGCCAUUUUUUAUGAAUAUUACAAUCUCAAGUUCCAAAAAUCAACCAACUUCAAUAAUAACGUUUUUGGAUCAAUUCGAUAAAUAUAUAAUAACUUUCUCAGAAGAAUUAAGUCAAGUUUUGGGUAUUAACCAAACCCAGUUUCAUGCAAGUGGAGAAUAUACUGGGAGUACUUCAGCUGACGACGAAAUAUUCAAUGGGCUUGAUCCGGAUCAGGAAUUUAUUAUUACGCUUACUCAGAAAGCUAUACAGCGUAUCCAUAUCCCACCACCUCAAUACAUGUCGUAUCCCUCAACAGUGAAGACCAUAAACAACGCUCUACAAUCCUUUAUCUCGCACAAAAUUGCUUUAACUAUUUCUCAAGACUUCGAAAAUUUGGAGAUAAAUAUUUUCACAAAUUUAUCUGUGACUUUCUCCCCUUGCUUAAAUAAACUUUUUCACAUGAAACCAUUUGACUCCUUUACAAGUUCUUCAACAUCAAUUCAACUACCUCCGAUUCUCCUCCCCAAAGAUAUAAACACAACGCCACAAAUAAUCCCAUCAACUUCUCAAAAUGCAGAAGAGGAGGAGGAGUCAGGUACCGCCAUGGAUACAUCACCGGACGAUGCUGUUGAUGAUAAUACUAGUAUACAAGUGGAGGAUGAUGCUCGUAAAGUUCCAACUAGUCAAGACCAACGUAAAUGCUACACCAUAAUUAACGAAAUCCUUCCAACGAAGCGAUGGUUGAACACCCUUUCAAAAAAACAGUAUAUAGAAAUAGUACACCGAUGCGGUAAAAAAACAAAAAAAAGCAACUUGGACAAGAUGGAUGGUUACAUGACUUUGAUUGUUGACAUAGGAACUUAUAAAACGGAUUUCAUAAUACAACCAGCCUUAGUUUUUUCCAGCGAUUUAAGCAAGGUUGUACCAACUCGUCGAGUUUUACCCGAUGAAGCACUCGAGUGGUAUAUAGUUAUUGGAACCGCAGACACGGAGAAUGUGAAUCAAGAAAUAACCGAACCAUUUGUGGAACAUAUAUACAGCUCAGUAGCAGGCUAUAGCAACGCAAUUCCUUAUGAAAAUUAUCACCCUACUGCUAUACUGCUCCUAUACUUUAAAUUUAAGGAUCGUCGGAAGAUGAAGAGAUUUGCAUUGAGUAAGAGAACUUUAGAUGUCGACACAGAAUUCGUGCCAAUGCAACUAACUCCAGAUCUCUUGGCCUUAAUAAAGGAACAUGCGAUUGAUUUGUUUGUUUACGCGCAAGGAUGUGGGCCCACCCAUGGAAAAAUAAUUCAAAAGAUGUACGAGGGGUAUCCAGAGGAUUGUGUUGACAACAUAUUUGCAACUAGAACCGUUAUACCUUUUCACGAACAAGAUAUUUUGCAGACAUACAGUAGAUGCACCGAUAGCAUUCACCCAUUUCAAAUAUCAUCGUUUGCCGACACUGACGAAACACCAGGGGAAACAAAUAAGUGCUCUCCUAAUUCCGAAAUCAUAUAUGAAUUCGAUCUUAUUGGAAAGUCUUUACAGUCGACCGCACAGAAGGCAAUACUCAAUGUUUGGGUUUCUUUGCGGCAAGGAAAAACGAACCCAUCUAUUCUAGAAGGUACUCCCAGGGAAGUGGCGGCUCGACUUGCAGGAGUAACAGAAGCCCAACUAACCCGAGCAAACAAAAGAUGGAGGGGAAACACAAUUUCGACACCACAGCGCAAUGGAAAGAGGCCCUGUCCAGUACAAACAAAAAUUGAUGAAUUAGAUCGUAAUUGGAUUAGAAGUGAGAUUGUUAAAUCAUAUAAAAACGGUGCCGCCAUAACUGCUGCCGACUUGUACAAAAAGUUUAUGCAUUACAAAAAGAAAUAUUACGACGAUGAGAUGCUUCGUCAUCGAUCCAAUCCAGAUAACCACUCAAGACCUGACAUAUUUCAUUGCUCAAAAAAUACUUUCCAUAGAGUACUACAUUUAAUGGGAUUUACUAACGGGGUUAUAGAUAAAAGAGCAGGAAUAAGUCAAAGAGAAGACAUUGUAAUAUGGAGAGGAAAAUACCUUAGAGAACUUCUCCGAAACGAAGCUGCCGAGAAGCCAUGCAAAAUAGUUUAUAUUGAUGAGACGUGGGUUGAUGGGAAUAUGCAUGUGGCGCGAGGUUGGUUUCCAAAGACGUGUAAAUCCAUCAAAGAAAUGGCUCCAUUUACAUAUGGAACAACAUCGAUGGCAACUGGUCCUCGUCUGAUUGUUCUGUCACCGAAGAUGGUAUAAUCCCCGAACUUGUUCUCGUAUACAAAGUGUCAAAAUCCCAGACUGCAAGCGAUUAUCAUGACAAUGUAAAUACCCAAACGUUUCAAUCGUGGUAUAUAAAGUUGUUGGAUUAUCUCGACAGGACAAAUGAAAAAUGGAUCAUAAUAAUGGACAAUGCUUCAUAUCAUUCCACCAAAAUUUUACCAAGGAAAUCAGAAAGGAAAGAAGUUCUUUACAAUUUCUUGCAGAAAUAUACAACAAUGCCUGGUCUAAAUAUUAAAUUGCCCUCUGAUAUGAAAGCAAUAAGAAAAUUUGAGCUGGAAGAUAUGCUGGAAAAGUAGCUCGGUUGCCGGAAAUGCGGGAUGAAUUAUAUACAAUCGACAAAUUGACGAAACAGCGGGGUCACAGGGUUUUAAGGUUGCCACCUUACAACUGUGAUCUUAAUCCAAUCAUUAAGAUAUCUUUUGCAUGACCUAGAGGUGCUGGAAAGACACAAAACACAAUACCAAACGAAGGAAUCACAACAAAAACUUAGAUGACAUCAAGUUGAUAAUGCAAGAAGAAUUAAAGAAUUAUGACAAAACCCUAGCUAAAAAUCACUUUAAACAUACUAAGAGGUUAGAAAAUAAGUAUUGGGAGGAGGAUGGAAUACUAGAAGAAACACAUACUUCUCCAAUUAUAAUAACAGAAGAAGAUGAAGAUAGUGGUGAUGAAGAUAGCGAUCAAGAAGACUGCAUAGCGCGAGCUACAACUGUUGUAAUGGAGAAUGGCGACCAGGUUGAUCAUGGAGGAGACUUGUCCCUCUGGGAUUGCGACUGGGCGUACGACAUAUUUGAAAGGGAACUUGAGAUAGGAAAUUAUAUGGUAGACACAACAGCUACUCGUGGCAGAGGAAGAGGUAGAAGAGGCAGAUGCCGUCAGUGCCCACUUUAGAUGCACAAUAACAAAAAUCAUAAAUAUUUAUUUGCUAGAUUUUACGGUAACAAUUUUAUGUUGAGUGUAUUCAUUACGAGUUAGCACGUUCGUAUCGUAGCAUUUUGAAACAAAAAUGGAAAAUAAUUACCAGCCGUGCAGAUGCACAAGUUUGUAGAUGAAUUUUUAAGCCAAAAAUUUUGGAUGUUCAUUAAUAAUCUCUAGUGUUAUUUUAAAAUUUGUGUUGGAAUUCAAUUAUUCAAUAGCUUGUAAUUAAAUCUAACUUUGUAACCAGCAUUGUAAUUUUGUAAUUUAAGCAAUAUUGGGAACGAAAUUAUAAUUUGAAAUUUGCGUACCAAGUAAUUUAACGAGCUCUGACACAUGCUAAUAUCAAUUUUUUUGUUAUUUUGUAAACAUUUUUCGAAGUUAUCAUUAAUAAAAGUUAAUUGAUUGAACGCACGGACGCACAGCAAAGGUUAAAAUGCUCUAGUUAUAAAGAAAAAUUGGUUAAUUUGUAUAGUAAUUGUAAAUUGGUAAUAUAAUAAUGCAAGUAAAUAAAAAUUUAUAGUGCAAAAAUAA
Messenger RNA from Folsomia candida, 4962 nucleotides. RefSeq lists its product as uncharacterized. The coding region runs from base 388 to 3492 and encodes 1034 amino acids. The transcript has 6 exons. Lineage: Eukaryota; Metazoa; Arthropoda; Collembola; Entomobryomorpha; Isotomidae. The record is from RefSeq and is a predicted model, not a curated record.